GGACAUCGACAUAUAUCCAUGUUAAGACAGAAUCAACAUAAUUUUUCUCUCUGAAAAAUGGGAGAUAACAUUGGUCCUGGUGGCUCUGAAGAUGGCUACAUCAAGGAACAAGAGAGGCUGCUACCCAUAGCCAACGUGGGUCGGAUCAUGAAACAAAUCUUGCCUGCCAACGCCAAAAUCUCCAAAGAAGCCAAGGAAACAAUGCAAGAGUGUGUGUCUGAGUUCAUUAGCUUUGUCACCAGUGAAGCUUCUGAGAAGUGCAAGAAGGAGAGGAGGAAGACGGUGAACGGCGAUGAUGUUUGUUGGGCCUUGGGAACACUUGGAUUCGAUGACUAUGCUGGUCCACUCAAGAGGUACUUACAUAGAUAUAGAGAGCUAGAGGGAGAUAGAGCUAAUCAAGACAAGGUUAGCAAUGAAGAGAGGGAAGAGCCAUCCUCAUAUAGAGAUAACAACAACCAACCAUCAUCAAGGCCAUUCUAAUGCUUUUUGGAGAAGAGAUUUGAAGAAUAUUCUAGGGUUUUCUUCUGGUUUUUUUUUUUUUGGAUGAAUAUUUGCUAAGAGGUUUUUCUCGUUUUUAUCACAUGGGUUUUUGUUUUGGUAUUAUGAGCUUUCUGAUGAAGUUGAUCAACAAAUCAAUCUUAGGUUGUAUUUUUGCAAAUUUUGGUUGUGAAAAACUUGGUACUUUUUGGGUUGAUUUGAAAA
Molecule: messenger RNA, 702 nt
Organism: Camellia sinensis
Lineage: Eukaryota; Viridiplantae; Streptophyta; Magnoliopsida; Ericales; Theaceae
Source: RefSeq, a predicted model, not a curated record